Molecule: messenger RNA, 2688 nt
Organism: Ochotona curzoniae (black-lipped pika)
Lineage: Eukaryota; Metazoa; Chordata; Mammalia; Lagomorpha; Ochotonidae
Product: serine/threonine-protein phosphatase 2A regulatory subunit B'' subunit beta-like
Exons: 14
Coding region: 89-1750 (553 amino acids)
Biological process (GO): protein dephosphorylation
Cellular component (GO): protein phosphatase type 2A complex
Molecular function (GO): calcium ion binding; protein phosphatase regulator activity
Source: RefSeq, a predicted model, not a curated record
GUGGGAGCGCGCCCGUUUCGAGUUCCAGACAGAGACGCCGCUGUUCGUGCGCGUCAGGGCGCGCGGUUCGAACCCGCGCCUGGAGGCGAUGCCCCCGGGAAAGCAGCUGCGGCCGGUGCUGAAGCUGAAGGUGGACGAGCUGUUCCUGCGCUGGCUCAGCGAGGCCGCCACGCAGCGCGCGCUCCGCGAGUGUCUCCGCCAGGCCCGCACGCCCGCCGCCGUCCCCCGCCCCGGGCCGUGCGGAGGCCGCGAGGACGAGGGCCGCCCCCUCCCGCGGCCGUCUCCCGCCGCCUGCGCUCCAGUAGGUAGCUGCAUCCCGGCUUCCCAGGGAGAGCGAAGGGAGCACGUCCAGGGCCCGAACCCUCGGCGAUGCCCCCAGAGCCUCAGGAGUCUUCAGGGACACCGCUGGGGCGCUGAGGCCCGGCUGUCCCCAUCACUGCCCCCUGCUCACGCCAUCCCUGCCUUCCACUUCCCAUUCGGGCGGCCCUCUGGGACCACUGACCUGGAUGCUGCUGUCACACGUGUGAAGACUGCCUUCUCUGCCUUCCCCCGGCAGCGAGCCUUCCUGGCUGACAUGAGUGUUGUGGCCAAGGCCUGUAGCUGCCCGCUCUACUGGAAGGCAGCCCUUUUCUAUGGUGCCGGUGGCCAGCGUAAGGGCUCUGUGUCUGUCCACAGCUUUGUGGCCAUGUGGAGGAGGCUACUCCAGAGCUGCCAUGACCCUGCUGCCCGGUUCCUACGCCUCCUCGCCCGCCCUGGGGCUGACUAUCUGGAGCCAGAUGACCUGCUGCCCUUUCUGCAGGAUGUGGUUGACACCCACCCAGGCCUGGCUGCGCUAAGGGAGGUACCAGAGCACCAGUCACCCUACAUCUCCACGGUGGUGCAACGCAUCUUUUACUCUGUGAACCGCUCCUGGUCUGGACGCAUCACAUGCUCUGAGCUGCGCAGGAGUGACUUCCUGCAGCAUGUGUCGCAGCUGGAAGUGGAGCUCGGUGGCUGCUUCUCCUACAAGGACUUCCGGGUUGUCCACGCCAAGUUCCAAGAGCUGGACACAGAUGGUGACCUGCGGCUGCGACCCCAGGACUUGGCACGCCAUGCAGACCACGCCAUCUCUAGCCGGAUGAUUGACAGGCUGUUCUCUGGCGCUGUGACUCGGAACACAAGGACACAAUUGCCACAGGAGGCUGGGGAGCGGACAAUGAGCUACGGGGAUUUCGUGUGGUUUCUGCUGUCGGAGGAGGACAAGACCACGCCCACCAGCGUGGAGUACUGGUUCCGCUGCCUGGACGUGGACGGGGACGGGGUGCUGUCAUGUUGGGAGCUUGAGUUCUUCUACACCGAGCAAUGCCAACGCCUGCUUGACCUGGGCGUGGAGCCACUACCCUUUCCAGACUGCCUCUGUCAGAUGCUGGACCUUGUGCAACCGCGCCACCCUGGCCUUGUGACCCUUGGCGACCUGAAGCGCUGUGGCUCUGCUCCCACUUUCCUAGACACCUUCUUCAACCUUGACAAAUACCUGGAGCGGGAGCAGCAGGAACCAGCUGGGCCCAGGGAAGGUGAGGAUCCUGUACUGACCACGUGGGAGCGCUAUGUGGCUGCUGAGUUUGCACUGUUGGAGGCCGAGGAGGAGCAGCUGGAGGAAGAGGAAGACAGGUCGGAAGUGGAGCUCAGCCCUCAGACCCGGCCCCACUUCUUCCCUCCACCUGUUGCACUUGGCCUGUUUGAGGAAGAAGAGGAUGAUGUAACUUACUAAGGGCUGGCAGGUGUGGGGUCAUGUGUGUUUAUAUAUUUGAUAAACUUGUUCAAGCAAGCAACUGUUGUGAUGUCUCCAACCUGCCUCUGGCUCUGCCUACUCUGUCCAGACACACCCACAUGUACCCAGGCACUGCCCCCAUCACUCAUCACAAGAUACCCUCAUGCUCAGGCGCCGCCCAGAUGGUUUGUCAAUUUAUGCGGGACACACCUGCAAAGCCUGGCUCCACAGAUCGAACUAGAGCCAGGGUUGGGUUAGGAUUGAUUUUGUGGUUAGGGCUAGAGCUUAGGGUUGGAUUAGGAGUAAGGAUUAAGGGAUAGGAUUUAGGAGUUUGGGUUAGGUUAGGGGUUAGGGCCUGGGAGCGGCUGUGGCUCCAGCUGGCCGGGGAGGGGCUGAGGUGGUCACACAUGGUCUCCUAGGGUCCCGGCCCAUCUGUCAUGCUUGUGCCCCGAGCACCCCGAACCUGCUGCCAUAUUGCUGGGAGCGGGCCCAGCGGCUGGCUUUGGCUGCAUUUCAUGAGUUAGAAUGGUCCUGUCUUUUGGGUGAAGCUCAGCAAACCCCUGGACUCCAAUGGGAUUGUGGGAGGUAGGUGUUAAGCUAAGUUAACUAUUAUAUUUUACCCGCUAGAACAGGGGACUGGUUGGGAAAUGGGCAUGAGUCAGGCUAUUCUUGCCUGACUUGAUGGUUUUUGAUUGAGAACUGGCAACCCAUUUUCUGGUAGGAGUAAGCCACUUUAAAGCUGAUGAAGUUUGGUAAUGAAUCAAAUUCUUAACAAAGAAGACCAAAAAGGAGGGAGAAAAAUGUUAUCCUGGUGGCUUUCAUGGGCCAUGGAUAAAAUUAUACAGAAGUUCAAAUCAGCUCGGUUAACUGGUAUAAUGUAAAGCAGGAAAUACCCUGUUUUGCUUGAAACAGUCUGUUAGUGGUGGCAAAAAAAAAAA